Messenger RNA from Hemicordylus capensis (graceful crag lizard), 2995 nucleotides. It is a transcript of the gene TMEM192, whose product is annotated as transmembrane protein 192. Gene Ontology annotation, cellular component: lysosomal membrane; late endosome. Lineage: Eukaryota; Metazoa; Chordata; Lepidosauria; Squamata; Cordylidae. The transcript has 6 exons. Bases 298 to 1041 code for a protein of 247 amino acids. The record is from RefSeq and is a predicted model, not a curated record.
UUGGGUUCCAAAACUGUUGGCUGCUUAGUCUGUCCUGCCAGGUGGAAGAGCAGUGUUGGUGCCGGCUUUUGGAGUCCAUAAGAUGUCUAAGGGGCUACCAGACAUGAUUAUGCUAAAGGAUAGCUCCCAAUAUUGGAAUCUAUGCUGCCAUUGCUGUUCCUUUAGAAACUUUUGAUUUCACAGCUUAAAUGGAAAUACUGUAUAAAGUCCUUGUGGCUUUGUUUAAGCUUGUCAAUUCUUCAGAUAUCUGGUCAGAUAAGGAUUGCAGAAGAGGGAUCUCUGGAGACAACACAAAGUAUGGACGAUGACCCUUUACUUGAUGCUCCACUCCUCCCACCUCAUUCACUGCAUUCCAGGUUGCAUCCGAGGUUCUACAGCAUACCUACAGUCUGCAUGGCCAAUAUUCUGCUGCUCAUACAUGUGACUUUUGUGAUUCUGGCUAUUUUGGCAGGGGUGUUCUGUGUUCCUGAUAAUGAUGAUAUAUGUUUUGAAAAAUACACUUAUCCAUUUAAAGUGCAAACGGCAAUACUCAUUGCCAAGGUAGCUCUCUGGAUCUUGCAUGUUUGCUUUGAACGGUGUAUUCAGUACCACCACAGGAAGGUCAGAAGCAAAGGUUACCUCCUAAUCUACCGAACCACACGACAUCUUAAAAGACUUCCUCUACUAAUUCAUUCUACAGGUAAUGCAGCUUUGCUGCUGAUCGUGGCAGUACAGUAUACCUUCCCUGGUCAUGCUAAACUGUAUCUUUGCUGCAUCUUUGGAAUCUUGAGCAUGGAAUUAAUGUGUUCAUUGAUAUGCUUGGUUGUCUAUUCAGUGAAAGUAAGUAACUUUAAUCGGGCAAAAUCAAGACCUGAUAUAAUAGAAGAAGAGAAGAUGUAUUCCUAUCCUAGUCACAUUACCUCAGAAGUUGGAUUCAGGGAAAUCUCCAGUUUGGAAGAAAUUGUUGAAAAACAAGGAGAUGUAAUUGAAUACCUUCAACGGCACAAUGCCCUGCUCAGCAAGAGACUCUUGGCACUAACAGCCCAACAGGACAGAGGCUAGUGAUGGCCAGAACAAGGUGGCUGAACAGUGUAAAAUGCAGGACCAAGUUACAUACUGAAUCCUUCUCUGAAAGCAGCAACUGCAUCAUACCCAGACUGAACUUCAGGCCUCCAAUCCAGAUUCUUAACAUCUGCCGGCCCACUUCUGGUUUGGUGCUAGAGCUUUUUCAGACACUUGUUUUAUCUUAAAAUGUCAGAUGUACAAAAACCUGACAACCAGGGAAAACUAUUCUUCUGCUUUUUGAAACCCUCUGUUGGUGUGUUCUGCCCUUCUCCAAUUGAAAGUGAUGCCACUUGCCAAAGAUCUUUGUGGUAGUUUGGCAUUCAGGCCUUCUCAAAACCAAAAUGGAAUAUAGAGUGAUCAUCUCUACUUCUGGAGAUCAGAAUAUUAUUCAUCUGUGCAUUUUUGUAGUACUUGGUAGGGUUGUCAUAUGCAUUUUUAAGAACUGAUUUUUUUUUAUUGCAGCCUAGAUAACUGAAGCUACCAUGACAAUGUCAAGGCCCAAUAUUCCAAGAAUAUUGAUACCAUUGAAACAUUGCUGACUUAUUGUGAUUCUAGUAUGAAUAUAUUGGCAAAAGUCUUGUAAAUUCAGCAGUUGGUUGAAAGUCAAAUGGAAACCACCACCUUUACAAGUGGGAAAGAGGGAGAAAGCAGAGUGAAAUAUUCUGUGUUUAAUCCAAACCAUGGUUAUGUGUAUGAGACAUCCAGUAUCAGUAAAAUGUAUAAUACAGAGAGAUAAAGAUGAGACUGACAAUUUGAAAACCCAAUUUUCCUGGCUUGCUCACCUGUAGGUGCCACUAUUCCAUGGUAAAGAAGUCGCUGGAUGACAUGAACAAUGCUUGUUGCUGACUGCAAUGCUUGUUGCUGACUGCAAUGCUUGUUGCUGACUGCUUCCAACUUUUUUUGAAAGCCAUUUAAGUCUUCUGCUUACAAAUCUACACAUACCUUGUUAGGGGAGAGAGGAGCAGAAUUCAUGCACACAAUUGAGUCAAGUGCCAGACACUUGCACCUUGUUUGUGCUUUUGGUAUGGAAGUUUUCAGGGCGGUAUUGCUUAUAACAUGAACAAGUCAUUGAAGUGUCAUGAUUUAAAUAGCCCCCAAUUCUUCUCCUGAAUGUGGGAUGUUUGAUGUGCUUAUCCUGCAUAUGGGAUAUGCACAGACAAAGAGAACACUGCAAUGAUUCCCACUUCCUUGAUCAUGCUGAACUUUGGAAAUAAAAGGUGGACAGGAAAGCAUUUUUAUUGAACUGCUACAAUGUGGAAUCCUCUGUUCCUCAUAUGAAAAUCUGUUACAAAUCUUUUACUUUGUAUAACAACUUACAGAGAUAGUCUUCUAAAAAUGUCUGCUGCUGUGCUCCCCCCGCCCCCCCCCCCCCCGGCCAGGUGGCUUCUAACCUUUGCCAAGGAGUUCAUAGCCUCAAGUUGUCAACAUCUGAUUUUAAGAUCGGAGCCAACUUUGUUAAACCUAGUCCUUGAGUCGUGCUGCUGUAAAGUUUUCUAUCCGAGCCAUAAGCAACUGUGAAUCGUCUACCAUGCAUUUUGGAGCCAACUAAGGCAUCUGUGUGUAUAGCCUGGUCAGUGUAUCUGUGGGAAAAUGCAUAUUUAAAUAACCAAGACAAUUCUCUGAAUAUGUGUUGUGAUUAUCUUUCGAAAGAUCAGAAGCAUGCCACCCUGUGAAUGAGCUGCUAAUCCACUGCUCAAGGAAAAAAUAUACAGUGAUGUUUAUAAGACAGUACACGCAAGCAAGCUGGUUGUUUCUAAUACUAACAGGUUCUUUCCUCUUUAGUUGUGUCCUAAACACAGCUGUGAUUUUAUAUGAAAGUUGAGGGAGGGAAUUUGGGUAACUUCCUUUUCACACACUCUGAUUUUGAUGUAAUUCAUGUAAUGUCUGUGUUGUACUAAAUGGUGAAACAAUAAAUGCAACAAAAUUAAAAAAAACACAUUCAUCAUAUUCA